AUGGCUGUUUCGGACGCGGGGCAAUCUCAGAGCGCCGAGCAGGUGCCUGCGCCUCAGCAGCGAAAGAAGCUUCAUGGUAGAGAAUUCUACGAGAGCAUUGGAAGUCCCAAAUAUAUCGUUGCCCCCAUGGUCGACAGAUCGGAGUUUGCGUGGCGCAUGCUCACUCGAUCCUUCAUGCCACCGGACGAGCAAAAGUCGCUACUCGCAUAUUCCCCGAUGUUCCAUGCGCGCCUCUUCGGUGAACAAGCACGUGUUCGAAAUCAAUAUUUCCAGCCCACUCGCGAGGACAAGAAGGACACUCUGUUCCUCGACGGGAACCCGGCCUUCGACCGACCUCUUUUCGUCCAGUUUUGCGCAAACGAUCCUACGGAAUUCUUAGAGGCAGCACAGCAUGUGGCCCCAUAUUGUGAUGCCGUGGACUUGAAUCUCGGAUGUCCGCAAGGAAUCGCAAAGAGGGGCCAUUAUGGUGCCUUCCUCCAGGAAGAUUGGGACUUGAUCUACAAACUCAUCAACCGGCUUCACAACGAUCUGUCCGUGCCCAUCACUGCGAAAUUCCGCAUUCAAGAGACCAAAGAGAAGACACUGGAAUACGCCAAGAUGAUUCUCUCUGCCGGAGCCAACAUAAUCUCCGUGCAUGGGAGACGGCGAGAACAGAAGGGUCACAACACUGGUGUGGCGGAUUGGAGCUAUAUCCGGUACCUGCGCGAUAAUCUGCCUCCAGAAACUGUGAUAUUUGCCAACGGCAAUAUUCUCAACUACGAGGAUCUAGAGCGCUGUCUCGAGGAAACUGGUGCAGACGGGAUCAUGAGCGCUGAAGGCAACCUGUCAGACCCAACUAUUUUUAGCAAACCGCCUCCAGUUGGAAGUGAAGGCCGAGAAUACUGGAGAGGACGAGAUGGAAAGGGUGGCUACCGUAUCGAUGCCAUUAUUCGACGGUACUAUGAUAUCAUCUACAAAUACGUCCUCGAGCAGCCAGUCCCAGAGCGAAAGCCGCUUUAUCUUCCGUCAGAUCCAGUGGACGAACAGGAGGAGUUCAAGGAACUCGAAGAAGAAGAACCUGAAGGUCCACCGAGGAAGAAGCAAAAGAAAGAUAAGACCAAGAGGCCCAACUCUCCCAGCCUGGGAGUCAUGCAAGGCCACCUCUUCCAGGUCCUUCGACCGAUGGUCGCCACGCACACCAACGUCCGCGAUGCGCUUGCCAGAUCGCGACCCGGUGACAUGGCCGCCUUUGAACAUGUCCUGAGCCUCAUUGAGCGAGCCGUCAAGUCCGGACUCAAGGAAUACGAUGCAUGUCCCGAGAAGUUUGAGCAGAAAUCCGACGAGAGCCUCACCGGGUCCAAAGCAACUAUUGCCGAGUACGGGAGGCCGUGGUGGAUCUGUCAGCCGCAUAUCCGACUCUUGCCCGAGGAGGCAAUGGAAAUCGGCGCACUCAAGGAGAAAAAGAAGGCGGGUCCUGAUACUGAAAAGAAAGAUACAACCCAAGAGAAUACCCCUUCCGCUACUGAAACUCCGAACGGGACGCCCGCCAACACGUCUGCUACUCUCACACCCGAUGCUCUCGUGAGCGGAUAA
Molecule: messenger RNA, 1572 nt
Organism: Penicillium riverlandense
Lineage: Eukaryota; Fungi; Ascomycota; Eurotiomycetes; Eurotiales; Aspergillaceae
Product: tRNA-dihydrouridine synthase family protein
Exons: 2
Coding region: 1-1572 (523 amino acids)
Biological process (GO): tRNA processing
Molecular function (GO): tRNA dihydrouridine synthase activity; flavin adenine dinucleotide binding
Source: RefSeq, a predicted model, not a curated record